Messenger RNA from Aphis gossypii (cotton aphid), 939 nucleotides. RefSeq names its product sarcoplasmic calcium-binding protein (gene CBP). The record is from RefSeq and is a predicted model, not a curated record. The annotation marks the transcript as partial. Gene Ontology annotation, molecular function: calcium ion binding. NCBI's taxonomy places the organism in Eukaryota, Metazoa, Arthropoda, Insecta, Hemiptera, Aphididae. The transcript is spliced from 6 exons.
UGCUCGUUUCCAUCUACAAAACAGAGACCCGCUGCAGUCAAAUAUUGUGUGAAAACUGUUUAUAGUGGAAAUAAGUUUAUAAUAAGCAGAAAAUUAUUCGAGAACGACCAAUCUACGGAAAAGAACAAUACAACCACAGAACCGGAUACUAAAUGGGUAUCAGAUUUGACUCUUUAUCACGAGCUGUUGGAUGUAAACAAUGACGGUGUUGUAUCUAUUGAAGAUUUAAAGGAGCUGACUGAACGUUUUUCAAAAUUGAACGACAUGACGGAUGAACAAAGUUUUAUGUUUACGAGAGUUAUCGAAAACUUAUGGUACAAACAUUGGGGAUGCAUUGAUCCAUUCGAUUACGUUACAGUAGAAAAAUAUUUGAAGUAUAUUCAGUAUGUAAAACAAAACGAUGAUGGUCUAAAAGAUGAAGUUGUUCAACUUUUGCCAUACUUGUUUAAGGUGGUUGACAAAGACCAGAAUGGUGACAUUUCAAAAGAAGAAUAUAUUAAAUUUUUAGAAUGUAUUGGGACAUCAAAGAAGGCCAACUUAAUCAAGUCAUUGGGAAUUGUAAAUGAUAAAGAUGAUACGAUCAAACUAGAAGAUUUAAUGUUGGUUAUUAAAAAGCAUUUGUUUCAUAGUAAAAAUAAAAUUCAAGAUCAAGAUUCAAAAAUCAACAACAGCACCGUCAACUUUAAGUACAACUAACAACAAUUAUAACAUAAUCUAAUAAGUACACUUAGCUGUAAUAUAUGUAUAAUGUACCUACUACCUAUAUAUAUAUAAUACAUGUGACUAGAUACCUUAAUACUUAUUCAACAUAAUAUACUCGCUUAUUUUUACAUUAAUAUUAUCUAUGCCUAUUGGUUAUUACUUAUUUAUCAUAAAACAUUGAUGAUAGAUGAAUAUAUUGAUGUAUAUUGUUAUUUGUUAUUUUAUAUUAUUAUUACA